This is a messenger RNA of Xyrauchen texanus (razorback sucker), 2486 nucleotides long. RefSeq names its product mediator complex subunit 19b (gene med19b). Gene Ontology annotation, molecular function: transcription coregulator activity; transcription factor binding. The record is from RefSeq and is a predicted model, not a curated record. Bases 136 to 864 code for a protein of 242 amino acids. The transcript has 6 exons. NCBI's taxonomy places the organism in Eukaryota, Metazoa, Chordata, Actinopteri, Cypriniformes, Catostomidae. Gene Ontology annotation, cellular component: mediator complex. Gene Ontology annotation, biological process: positive regulation of transcription by RNA polymerase II.
AAUUGAUACAUUACGGUAAAUAUACAUACAACCGGAAGUAAUUGUUAGCAACAGAUCGUUCAGGGGCGUUCAGCGAUGUUAAAACCAAUACACAUUUCCACACAAAAUUAACUCAGUCGUGUUGUUGUUUUCAACAUGACAGAAAUCUUCUCCUCGCUGUAUGGUCAGCCUGAUUCGCAAGGUCCAGCGGGACCGUCUGCAUUGGGCUUUGGGUCCGGGAAACCACAGAUCCCCCAAAGCAUGGGCCCGAUGUCUUUCCCGCAUCAGAUGAUGGAUGAAGGAGCACCGCUCAGAAAACCCGCCGCGAUGAACGAGCCCUUCUACCUGCUGCGAGAAUUGCCCAGUGAGUUGGAGAAUGAGCUGACUGGACACACAAAUCUCAUCACACACUACAACCUGGAACAUGCUUAUAACAAGUUCUGUGGAAAGAAGGUCAAGGAGAAACUCAGCAACUUCCUUCCGGAGCUUCCUGGUAUGAUAGACACUCCGGGUAUUCAGGACAGCAGCUCUCUGCGCUCCCUCAUUGAGAAGCCGCCAGUGUGCAACAACUCUUUCAGUCCUCUCACUGGAGCUAUGCUCACCGGGUUCAGACUACACACCGGCCCUUUGCCAGAGCAAUACAGACUGAUGCACAUUCAACCACCGAAGAAGAAGAAUAAACACAAACAUAAACACCAUCGGCCACAGGAUCCCUUACCACCAGAAACACCAUCAGAUUCAGACCAUAAGAAGAAGAAGAAAAAGAAGGAUGAUGACCCGGACAGAAAGAAAAAGAAGAAAGAUAAGAAGAAGAAGAAGAAUCGCCAUAGUCCUGAUCACCCCGGCAUGACUGGGGCUCAGCCAAGCAGCAGCAGUUUGAGAUAAGAACUCCCUGAAUGAUUGAAAAAGAGGAAGAAGAUAGAGCUGUAAAAUUGGCCUUGAGGUGUUACAUUUGUUGUAGUUACAAUGAGAGUCAGAUGUGUGCGUGUGUGUGUGUGUGUGUGCGUGCGUGCGUGCGUGUGUGUGUGUGUGUGUGUGUGUGUGUGUUUGUUAGGGCUGAAACGAUUAGUCGACAUUAUCAACAACAUUGACAAUAAAAAUUUGUCGAUAUCAAUUUUAGUUGUCUAAUAAUCGUUUGAUCACAUUUAACAUAACAUGGGAACAUAUUAAACUCUGAGGAUGCGUGAGAGCAGCACUGUAGCUCGUGCCUGAUUGAGGAGAGGAAGAAUUACACGGAUCACAGUCCAGAUGCACUCUAAACUUUCCAAACUGCUUAAGGUGAUGUAAAUCACAAAGUAUGAGGGAAUUAUACAAAAAUACCAAAUUAGUAAAUACAGAAGCUCUCUCGUACUUGCGUGUCGAGUGUCUAUAAAGGAAACACCCCAGUGUUACAUCUUAAAUGCAGUUACAUUUAAUGCGUUCUAGCUUUAUUAAAGUUCAAUUAAUACGGAAGCAGAUCAUGUAAAUAUCUACAAACUCCGAAACUGGCAUUUUUCUGUGUGGUCAGCGCCUCUUCUAUGAGUUGCGCAAAUGUCCAGAUCUUAAGUGGGAGAGAUUGUAACUGCACCCGGCUGACACAAACUCUGUCACGGGGACUCUUGUCCAUCGAGCAUGCGCGCUUAAUGCAGCUAGAUUAUAACAAGAUGGCUCGUGACUUAUUGAAUCAUAAUAUAUGUCACUGUGCAUUUCUUAUUGUGAAUAAAAUUGGCAAUACGCAGCUUUAUUAAUAAGAGAGAGGUUGUUGUUUUUUUUUAGAGUUAAAGAUAGAUUGAAGUGAAUAAAAAAAAAAAAAAAGAUGCAUUCACCUGAGAAGCAGCAUAUAAGAUAUUUAUACUUGCUUUUAGAGAAUAGAUCUUGAUUAUAAGUAUAUUUUGUCUUUACUGCACUCGCAGAAGUAUAACCAAGUAAAAAAUACACUUACUGUAUAUUUAAGAUGCAAGUCUAAAUAUCUUAUAUGUUGCUUCUCAAGUAAAUGUAUCUUGUUUUAAGGAUUUUUAGACAAUUUUAAAUGGAAAACAAGAGAAAAAACUUGAUAACAAGGAUUUUUUUGCAGUGAAUUUCUUUACUGAAUUAAACUUAAUAAAAAGCAUUUUUUUCCCCUUUAAUUUAGUGAAUGUCAUUUAGAGGUAUUUUUAAAAGAUGAUUUUGCCCUCUUUAUUGUUAGUAAGCAUGUUUAAUACAAGCAUUUAAGGUGGGGCACAAGCUGAAUAAUCAGUUAAGCGCUAAUGAUUAACCGUUGCAAUAAUCGCAGAAUAGUCCAAUAAUCGGUUAUCAAAAUAAUCGAUAGUUGCAGCCCUAGUGUGUGUGUGUGUGUGUGUGUGUGUGUGUGUGUGUAUAUUUAUAUAUAUUAGUGUGUGUGUGUGAUUAUGUAAUGUACCAGAACUCAUCAUCUGUUAUAUUUGUGCAAAAGUGCCUAUGUGUCUAUUUAUGAGUAUGAUGAAUAAUGGAACCAUUUUCAUUCAACUGUUUUAAACUAUUUUACAAAUAAAUCACAGACAGCCAAGAAA